This is a messenger RNA of Oncorhynchus masou masou (cherry salmon), 4693 nucleotides long. RefSeq names its product collagen alpha-1(XI) chain-like. NCBI's taxonomy places the organism in Eukaryota, Metazoa, Chordata, Actinopteri, Salmoniformes, Salmonidae. Gene Ontology annotation, molecular function: extracellular matrix structural constituent conferring tensile strength. Gene Ontology annotation, biological process: extracellular matrix organization. The record is from RefSeq and is a predicted model, not a curated record. Gene Ontology annotation, cellular component: collagen type XI trimer.
GUGUCUGAGGUAUGAGGUAGUGUCUGAGUGAAGAAUAGGAUGGUAGGGUGUGUGGUGUGAGGUAGUGUCUGAGGUAGUGUCUGAGGUAUGAAUUAGUGUCUGAGGUAUGAGUUAGUGUCUGAGGUAUGAGGUAGUGUCUGAGUGAGGAAUAGGAUGGUAGGGUGUGAGGUAGGAUGUAGAGUCUGAGGUAUGAGGUAGUGUCUGAGGUAUGAGUUAGUGUCUGAGGUAUGAGGUAGUGUCUGAGGUUUGAGGUAGUGUCUGAGGUAUGAGGUAGUGUCUGAGUGAGGAAUAGGAUGGUAGGGUGUGUGGUGCUGGGGCAUAUGGAGGGUGUUCAUCUGUCUCCUUCUGACUGGUGAUUUGUCAUCCCUUCCCCCCUCACUCUCCCCCCUCUCCAACACCCUCCAUCCCCCUCCCUCCAUCCUCUCCAUCCCUCCACCCCCUCCCUCCCUCCCCCUCCAUCCCCUUUCAUCUACCCCACAGCUCGCCAUGAGAGGUCCCUCAGGUCCAAUGGGUCUCACAGGGAGAUCUGGUCCAGUGGGUGUUCCUGGUUCUUCUGGACUUAAAGGUGAUGCCGGAGACCCUGGUCCUCAGGGCUCCAGGGGAGUCCAAGGGUCUGCGGGACAAAUAGGCAAACCUGGUAAGAGGGGUCGUGGUGGAGCCGUUGGCGCCCGAGGAAUGCCUGGAGAGUCGGGGUCUAAGGGAGAGGGAGGCUUCGAUGGCCUGCCCGGCCUACCUGGUGACAAGGGACACAGGGGGGAGACCGGAUCAAUUGGACCUCCUGGAGCCCCUGGAGAGGACGGACAAAGAGGCGAGGAUGGAGAGAUCGGGCCAAGGGGAUUGGCUGGAGAGGGUCCUAGAGGUGUGCUUGGGCCAAACGGUCCACCUGGGCCCACUGGACAGCCUGGUGUAGCUGGAGUGGACGGUCCUCACGGGCCCAAAGGAAACAUGGGACCUCAAGGAGAGCCGGGACCACCAGGUCAACAGGGGAUCCCAGGAACACAAGGACUUCCUGGUCCUCAAGGUCCCAUCGUACCACCCGGUGAAAGAGGGCCUCACGGCAGGUCGGGGUUGGCCGGUUUACCUGGAUCAGAUGGGCCUCCUGGCCAUCCUGGUAAAGAAGGUCCAACUGGUGAGAAGGGAGCUUUAGGCCAGGCAGGUCCCCAAGGUCCUAUUGGUUAUCCCGGUCAUCGUGGUGUCAAGGGUGCCGAUGGCGUUCGUGGACUGAAGGGUGGAAAGGGAGAGAAGGGUGAGGACGGUUUCCCUGGUUUCAAGGGAGACAUGGGUCUCAAAGGUGACAGGGGUGAGCUUGCUAUGCUUGGGCCCCGUGGUGAGGAAGGACCUGAGGGUCCCAAGGGAAGAGCAGGCCCCAACGGAGAGUCUGGCUCCAUGGGGGGUGCUGGAGAGAAGGGAAAACUGGGUGUUCCAGGGUUACCCGGCUACCCAGGAAGACAAGGACCAAAGGGUUCCUGUGGCUUCCCAGGCUUCCCAGGGGCCAACGGAGAGAAAGGAGCCAGGGGCGUGGCGGGCAAAAACGGUCCAAGGGGACAAAGAGGUCCAACGGGUCCACGAGGUGGUCGGGGUGCUAGAGGUUCAACAGGCAAGCCAGGCCCUAAGGGCACCGCGGGCAACGAUGGGCCACCUGGCCCGCCUGGCGAGAGAGGACCUCAAGGACCCCAGGGCCCCGUCGGUGUCUCAGGACCAAAGGGCCCCCCUGGACAACCUGGAAAGGACGGGCUGCCUGGCCACCCUGGUCAGAGAGGAUCGACGGGAUUCCAAGGAAAGACAGGUCCACCCGACCCAGGAGGAGUUGUUGGUCCUCAGGGCCCCACAGGCGAGACUGGUCCAAUCGGUGAGAGAGGCCACCCUGGAUCCCCAGGACCACCUGGAGAGCAGGGUCUUCCUGGCUCUGCUGGCAAAGAGGGAGCCAAGGGAGACCCCGGGCCCCAGGGAGCCUCCGGUAAGGACGGUCCGGCUGGUCUACGAGGAUUCCCAGGAGAGAGAGGUCUGCCCGGCGUGUCGGGUCCAGCUGGUUUGAAGGGAGGAGAAGGACCUCAGGGUCCAUCAGGCCCCAUGGGAUCCCCUGGUGAGAGAGGUGGUGCUGGACCUGCUGGCCCAAUCGGUCUCUCUGGUAGAACUGGCUCUCAGGGUCCCCCAGGGCCUGCUGGAGAGAAGGGAGGGCCUGGUGAGAAAGGUCCCCAGGGACCAUCUGGUCGUGACGGAGUCCAAGGCCCAGUGGGUCUGCGGCCUCAGGGUCCACCCGGAGAGGACGGUGACAAGGGAGAGGUUGGAGAGCCAGGUCAGAAGGGAAGCAAAGCAGACAAGGGGGAACAGGGUCCUCCCGGUCCAGCUGGUCUCCAGGGUCUCAUCGGUGCUCCUGGACCUGCAGGAGGUGAUGGAGAGCCCGGUCCCAGGGGUCAGCAGGGGAUGUUCGGACAGAAGGGAGACGAAGGAUCCAGAGGUUUCCCUGGGCCCCCUGGUCCCAUCGGUCUGCAGGGUCUUCCUGGACCUCCAGGCGAGAAGGGGGAGAAUGGCGACGUCGGUCUGAUGGGUCCUCCCGGUCCCCCUGGUCCCAGAGGUGCCCAGGGUCCUAGUGGAGCUUAUGGUGCACAAGGUCCUCCCGGUGGUGUGGGUGCUAUGGGAGGCGUGGGUGAGCAGGGUGAAAACGGUGAAACUGGCAACCCCGGAACCCCUGGAGAGUCCGGAACUGGAGGACCUGAAGGCGAGAGAGGAGACAAAGGAGAGUCAGGACCACCUGGAGCUUCCGGACCCGCAGGCGCCAAAGGACCCCCUGGAGAUGAUGGACCCAAGGGAAAUCCUGGUCCGGUUGGUUUCCCUGGAGAUCCUGGUCCACCUGGUGAAGCUGGUGUUGCUGGAACUGCCGGCUCUGCAGGAGAGAAAGGGGAGGAUGGUGAAUCUGGUCAACCUGGUCCCCCUGGUCCAUCUGGUGAAUCUGGUCCGCCUGGUCCCCCCGGCAAAAGAGGCCCCCCAGGAUCUGCCGGUACAGAGGGUAGACAAGGAGAGAAGGGCACCAAGGGUGAGUCUGGAGCCGAGGGACCCCCAGGUAAAGCUGGCCCAGUCGGCCCCCAGGGGCCCUCGGGAAAGAUCGGUCCAGAAGGUCUGCGUGGAAUCCCCGGCCCCGUUGGUGAACAAGGACUUCCUGGUUCUUCUGGACAAGACGUCCCACCUGGACCUGUGGGACCCCCUGGUCUCCCAGGUCUGAAGGGUGACCCCGGCACCAAGGGUGAAAAGGGUCAUCCAGGUCUGAUCGGUCUGAUUGGACCCCCUGGCGAGCAGGGAGAGAAGGGAGACAGAGGCCUGCCUGGACCCCAGGGUUCUCACGGAGGCAAGGGCGACGGUGGCCCUGGAGGUCCUAAAGGAGCUAAGGGUUCAUCGGGAUGCCAUUGGAGUGUAUAUGGUAUAUUUGCAGGCGGGUACUGGAUAGAUCCUAACCAGGGAUGUUCAGGGGACUCGUUCUCUGUCCACUGUAACUUCACAGCUGGAGGAGAGACCUGCAUCUUCCCAGAUAAGAAGUUCAGUGGAGUCAGAAUAUCUUCAUGGCCCAAAGAACUUCCAGGGUCGUGGUUCAGUGAAUUUGAGCAUGGUGCAAUAUUUUCAUACGUUGACGCAGCCGGUAACACAGUAAGUGAUGUUCAGAUGACCUUCCUGAAACUACUGACUGCCUCUGCCAGGCAGAGCUUCACCUACAGCUGCCACCAGUCUGUGGUGUGGCACGACGAGACCACCGACAGCUACGACAAGGCGCUGCGAUUCCUGGGAUCCAACGAUGAGGAGAUGUCCUACGACAGUAACCCUUAUGUCAGGGCCCUCGUAGACGGAUGCGCGUCGAGGAAGGGCUACGGCAAGACUGUGAUGGAGAUUAAUACUCCCAAGAUCGAUCAGGUUCCCAUCAUUGAUGUCAUGUUGAAUGACUUUGGAGAUGCCAGCCAGAAGUUUGGAUUUGAAGUGGGUCCAGUCUGCUUCCUUGGCUAACUGCUUCCCUGGCUAACUGCUUCUCUGGCUAACUGCUUCCCUGGCUAACUGCUUCCCUGGCUAACUGCUUCCCUGGCUCACAUUUAAAAAAACACUUGGCGGGGUCAGCAAAAAGGUCAAGACAUUUUGGAUAUAAACAACCAGCCCCCCAACCCAGACCAGCAACCCAGCCCAGCAACCAAACCCCCCAACCCAGCCCCCUAAACCAGACCAGCAACCCAGCCCAGCAACCAAACCCCCAACCCAGACCAGCAACCAAACCCCCCAACCCAGACCAGCAACCAAACCCCCCAACCCAGCCCCCCAACCCAACCCAGACCAGCAACCCAGCCCCCCAACCCAGAUCAGCAACCAAACCCCCCAACCCAGCCCCACCACCCAGACCAGCAACCAAGCCCAGCAACCAACCCCCCAACCCAGACCAGCAACCCAGCCCAGCAACCAAACCCCCCAACCCAGCCCCCCAACCCAGACCAGCAACCAAACCCCCUAACCCAGCCCCCCAACCCAGACCAGCAACCAAACCCCCCAACCCAGAACAGCAACCAAACUUACCUGUUUCCAUACCACCUAACCCCAGUACCCAGCCCCCUCACCUGUUUCCAUACCACCUAGCCUGGGUACCCAACCCCCUCACCUGUUUCCAUACCACCUAACCCCAGUACCCCGCCCCCUAACCUGUUUCCAUAGAAUAAGAGUGAAG